Musca vetustissima is the source of this 1566-nucleotide messenger RNA. RefSeq lists its product as uncharacterized. Bases 1 to 1566 code for a protein of 521 amino acids. The transcript has 4 exons. The record is from RefSeq and is a predicted model, not a curated record. Lineage: Eukaryota; Metazoa; Arthropoda; Insecta; Diptera; Muscidae.
AUGAAACGACGGAAAAUGUCCAUCUCCUGGUUCACCCUGCAAGCCUGCCUUAGUUUAAUAACCUUGCUAACGCUACUACACUGCCAGCAAGGCGAUACGGCAAUUAUACCACCACCCUGGAGUGAUCCUGAUAAAAAUCCAUGUGCCACAAUGCCGGGAGGAUGGCAGCUGCUCUAUUGGCCACCAUUAAAGAAAUGUUUUAAAAUAUUCAGUAUUGGCUAUCCCUGUCCCGACACCAUGGAACUAAGUCCCACAAUACCCAUUGGAACGAGUAAAAGAAAAGUAAUGGCCAAUGUGCCGGUGGCGGAAUGUCGUUGCCCGCCCGGAACGGCAUUGAGUGGCCAAACAAAUAAAUGUUAUAAAAUCUAUGAACGUGGACCCUGUUCGAAGGGUCAGUAUUUUAAUCCCGUACCCGAAAUGCAACAGGGGAAUAAAAGGACCACAAAUCGUUGGGGUGUUUGUAAAACACCUAAAGCCUGUCCUGAGAAUCAGCUAUUUUGGCCACGGGAUGGUAAAUGUUAUAGCCGCUUAACCAAAGGGCCCUGUACCAGGGGUAAAUUAUUAGUAUUAAAUGAAGAUGGUCUGGCGGAGUGUAGGUGUGAAGAUUCCGGUGAAUUGAAACCCUAUUAUUAUGACUUGGAAGAAAGCUGUCAUGAACAUUUCACCAAGGGUCCAUGUUCAACACCGGGCCACCUGUUUUUACCCGGCGGCGUUUGUGAUUGUCAUCGUGGUCUGCCGCACUAUCACGAAGACUAUCACAUGUGUUAUGAAUUAAAUACCCCCGGACCAUGUCCACCGGGUAAUAUUUUCACCUUUCCCGAAAACAUAACCAUUGGAGAUGGUGAGGAAGAUCAGAAUAAUUAUUACAAUCCCAUUAAAGCCACCAGAGCCCAGUGCCAGUGCAAAGAAGGUUAUGUACCCUGGUCGGAUGGUUUCUGUUAUCGCCUGUAUACCCGAGGCCCUUGCGGCCAAAAUGAAUUCCUCAUCAAUGCCACAACCUGUGUGGAGAAUUUCUGUGGUAAAAAUCGCCUCUAUUUCCCCGAUCAAAAUCAAUGCUAUCGCAUUGGUUCUCAGGGCCCCUGUGAUCUCCAUCAAGUGGUGGUGUUCGAUUUUACCGCCCGCCCUUCGGUCGAUGGUAUAUCGUAUAAUGGCAUGUGUGGUUGUACGGGAAUUCUCAUGAAUUUAGAUCAACAAUGUUCGACGCCAUCGGAACCUAUGACGAAUACCUGUGAAUCGACACCGGGUAUGGUUGAGUUGGAGGGUAAUUGUUAUAAACUCUAUACAAGGGGACCAUGUGGCCCAGGGCAAUGGUUGGAACCUGUUAAGACGGCAGCAGGUGGUGAUGCGCCUAGACGUAUUGAAAAUAAAGGGAAAUGUGUUUGUCGACCAGGGUAUACGGCGAUUGAGAGGACGAGGGAGGAUAAUACGACCGCGAUCGGCAGUAUAGAACGUUGUAAUGCUCCGACAGUGGGUUUGGCAAGGUAUUUAAAUGAAAAUGCCCUCCAGCAGAGGCAAAAUUCGAAAUUUCCCAUAACACUGAUUUCAACUAAUUUUCCGAAUCUGUAA